UUACUCCAUAAACCCAUUCGGCCAUAACAAACCCAGAAAUUUCAAAAAAAAAAAUUAUCAAUAACCAUCACCCCCAAUUCGGCCCUUCCACAACCAAAAUCCCCAAAAUCAAUGACACCCAAAAAAAUUGUUCCUCUCCCCUCUAUUCGGUCCUAGCCAAACAAAAAUUCUAGCUAUUAACAACAUCAUCAUCCCAAACCAUCACCCCAAUUUACAAAAUCCCCUCUAUUGCUGUAAAUUUUCACUCCCAAUAUUAAAGCAACACCCAGUGCCAAACACCAAAUACCCAAACCAAAUAUCCAUACCCAUAGAACAGAACCCAUGUAUAGAUCAAUGGAGAGUUAUAGAAAGAAUACUGGUGGAGGAUGGCCAACCGCCGAACAGAAAUCCACGCCGCAGAUGCGUCUGAACUUUCUCAUUUGGAAAUUCUUAGUAAAAGGUGCAAUAUGAAAAAAACAAUUGUUGACUCCUCUCAAUUGACCAGUAUAGAAUCUUUUCUCUAGUUGAACGUGUAGCCAUAUGCUCAAAGGUUUCUCAAGCCGGCACAGAUUUCCGAAAAAGAGAGAACGGAUUUGAAGUCGCUCGGCUUUCAGAGUUUGUUAGCACAAUUCAACCACGCGUUUGAAGACAUUGGUUAAACGAAACUAGAAAGAGAGAGUUUUGGAAUAUUCCAUUGGCUCCUUGAAUGUGGCCAAUUAUGGUGGACUCCAGUCAAAGUAGAAAGCUGAGACGCGCAUAAUUUGACGAGGGAGAAGACUUGUAAAGAAGUCUGAAUUGUUGAAGAAAAGCAUGCCCAUGCGUAGCACAAACGUCCCAUCUUCUUCUUACCAGUUUGAACUUCUUGCAAUUUGCACCUUAGAAGACUCCUCAAGCUUUCACACAACAAACCGAUUACUUCUGCGUUUCAGACCUUCGCUAUCUUUGCUUCCUUCCCUGAUUCAUUCCUUUCAACAAAGAAAGCCACAAACAGCCACUACUUCCUCAAAGCAUGCAGUUUUGAAUCCUUGGAAUAACAACUUUUGAGACUGCCCGAGCUUUCACACAAGAUUCCAUUCACUUUUACAUCGUUUUCCUGAUUCAUUCCUUCCUAGCUACCAAGAAAACCAUGAACACAGGAGAGUCGUCGUCGUCGUUUGUUUCUUCAGUCAAGAAAGUGGGAGAGCUCCUUCUCCCUCCCUUCAUUCAAUCACUGUGGGAUCAAUUGGUGGUUCCCGAGUUUUUGGACUUCGUACGCGGAGCAGGACUUGAAGAAAAUCUUGACAAGUGGAGGAAAACGCUGUCAAGAAUUCAGACAAUGCUUGAUGAUGCGGAGGAGAAGCAACACAGUGACAGGGCUGUGAAAGAGUGGUUGGAUGAUCUCAGAGACUUGGCUUACGAUCUCGACGACAUUGUGGAUGAACUCACCAUUGAAGCAUCGGCGGCUGAAAAUCAGGAUCCCCCAAGUAAGUUACGGAAAACCACCUCAGUCGUUUCUUGGUUUACUCGUUUUACUCCAAGUCGUUUUAAGAUCAAUAGAAGGCUGGGAUCAAAGAUAAAGGAGAUCACUGAUCAAUUCAAUGAUAUCGAGACACGGAAAAAUCAACUGAAUUUGAAAGAAACUGCUGAUGAGAGGUCAAACAGAAGGAGAUGGACACCGGCGCCAACUUCUGUAAUGAAUGAUAGUCAUAUUUAUGGCAGGGAAAAAGAUACAGAGGCUAUGCUUGAAUUGUUGCUAGGUGAAAAAUAUAGUGAGGCUGGAGUCUCUGUGAUUCCUAUACUUGGCAUGGGAGGUAUAGGAAAGACAACUCUUGCCCAGCUUUUAUUCAAUGAUGAAAAAGUGCAAAGCUUUUUUGAAUUGAAAGCAUGGGCUUGUGUUUCUGAAGACUUCGAUGCUGCUAGGGUAACAAAAGCAGUUCUAAAAUCUGUCAGUACCUCUGCAAGCUGUGAUGACAAUGAUCUGAAUUUGUUGCAAGUCCAACUCCAGGAAAAACUGAAAGGGAAGAAGUUUUUAGUCAUUCUUGACGAUCUAUGGAAUGAGAACUACCAUGAAUGGACUAUCCUAAGUGCUCCUUUCCUAGCAGGAGCUCCUGGAAGUAGGAUUGUCAUAACAACUCGCAAUCAAGGAGUUUCAUCAACGACAAGUACCAUUGAAGCCUACUGUUUGGAAGUGUUGUCAAAUGAUGCUUGUUUGUCUGUAUUUACCCAACAUGCACUAGGGGCAAGCAACUUCAGUGCCCAUCCAAAUCUUAAAGAUGUUGGUGAAAAAAUCGUUAAAAAAUGUAAAGGCUUGCCUUUGGCAGCAAAGACCCUCGGAGGCCUCUUGCGCACUACGUUGGACCGUUAUGAAUGGGAAUGUGCACUAAAUAGCAAGAUAUGGGAUAUACCAGAGGAAAGAAGUGGAAUUGUUCCAGCUCUUAUGUUGAGCUACCACCAUCUACCUUCACAUUUAAAGAGAUGCUUUGCGUAUUGUUCAAUACUUCCGAAAGACUAUGAAUUUCAAGAGCAGCAACUGGUUUUGUUAUGGGUGGCAGAAGGUCUAAUUCAGCGACAACGAGAUAAGCAAAUGGAAGAUUUGGGUAGUCAAUAUUUUCGCGAUCUGUUGUCGAGGUCAUUUUUUCAACAAUCAAGCACGAAGGAAUCAAAAUUUCUAAUGCACGACCUUAUCAAUGAUUUAGCCCAAUGGGUUGCAGGAGAUAUAUGCUUCAGAAUGGAGGAUAGAAUUGAGGGCAUCAACAAAGGAGAAUUUUCCAUAAAAGUUCGGCAUUUGUCUUAUUUGGGUGAUCGUUAUGAUGGCCCUAAAAAGUUCGAGGUUUUUUCUAAACUCAAAUGUCUACGAACAAUUUUGCCUCUUAUGCUACCUAAUAUGGGGUAUUGUUAUUUGACUCAUAAUGUUCCUCUUAAAUUGUUGUCGAAAUUACCAUGUUUAAGAGUGCUCUCUUUGAGUGGGUACCGCAUAGUUGAGCUACCGAAUUCAAUUGGUGAGUUGAGGCAUCUACGGUAUCUUGACCUCUCUCACACUCGAAUUAGAGGUCUACCUGAAUCAACAACCACUCUCUGCAACUUACAAACAUUGAUAUUGGAAAGUUGUUCUUAUAUAAAGGAAUUGCCUUCGAAUUUGGGAAAACUGGUCAACUUGCGCCACCUCAACAUUCUCAAUGCAAAUAAACUGGAAGGGAUGCCUCUUCAAAUAGGCAAAUUAACUAAUUUGCAGACAUUGUCUAAUCUAAUUGUCAGAAAAGGCAUUUGCUUCGCGUUAAAAGAGUUAGGUUAUUUGUUGCAUCUUCGAGGGACACUCAUUAUCUCAAGAUUGGAGAAUGCCAUUGAACCCAGGGAUGCACGCGAUUCAAAGUUAAUUGAAAAGCCCGAUCUCAAUGAGUUGUGCUUGGAAUGGAGCGCCCAUGUGGAUUGGUCAAAAGAUAGAGCAAGCGAAUUAGACCUACUUAACGUGCUACAUCCAAACAAGUCUUUGAAAGAGCUCACUAUCAGGCGCUAUGGUGGUAUAGAAUUUCCGACUUGGUUAAAAGGUCAUUCAUUUCCUCAUUUGGUGCUCUUAAGGAUUGAAAACUGUAAAAAGUGCACAUCAUUGCCACCAGCGGGCCAACUACCAUCACUUAAACACCUUUUCAUCGUAGGCAUGGCUAGUGUAAAGAAUGUUGGUAAUGAGUUUUAUGGGGCUAGUUGUUCACAACCUUUUGAAUCCUUAGAAACUUUGUAUUUCAAGGAUAUGGAAGAAUGGAAGAGCUGGAGCCCUGAUGGAGAAUUCAUAUGCCUGCGUAAGCUUUCUAUUAGAAAUUGUCCCAAACUGAUGGGGAAUUUUCCAAACCACCUUCCCUCACUACAAAAUGUUGUUAUAGAAAGAUGUGAGCAGUUGGUGGUUUCAAUUUCAAGCUUUCCAGAGCUUUGCAAACUAGAAUUUGAGAAUUCAACAGGGGUGGUGCGCAAAAGUAAGGUGGACUUCACCUCACUAGACUCUAAGUCUCUUUCAAGAAUUUCGGACUUUACAUGUCCAAGAGUUGGGUUUAUGAAUGUAGAAUCUCUAAGUAUUGCAAAUUGUGAGGAGCUAACGCCAUUAUGGUCAAAUGAUGUGGGAUUACUAAAACCCCUCCCCCGUCUUAGUUAUAUGAUCGUUGAUAACUGUAAAAAACUAGUUUCUUUGGUGGCAGAAGAAGUAAAAGAUCAGCCACAACAGGGUAUGUCAUCCACACGCAAUGACAUGAAAUCUUUACCCAAGGCAUUGAUUUACAACAGCAAAUGUCUUGAGCAUAUUUAUAUUAAUAAUUGUGAUUCACUGACCCACAUUGCAACAGGCCAACUACCUCCAACUCUAAAACAGCUACAAAUAUGGCAUUGCAAGAAUAUACGGAUUUUGCUGGACGAGAAUGAUACCAACAGUUGCAGUAAGAGCACACCUCUUCUUGAGUACUUGCGUAUUUGUCAAUGUCCAUCCCUUAAAUCCUUAACAUCCAGCGGAGAAUUACCUGCAACACUUGAACAGGUCAUUAUUUUGGAAUGUGGAAUGCUGGAGUCAGUGGCAAAAAGCUUCCAUCAGAACUCUUCUCUUGAAAUAAUUUACAUUUUGACUUGUAAAAACCUUAAAUCCUUACCGGACGAAGGAUUGCUCCCAUGCAACCUUAGAGAGCUGAGGAUUUUCGGUUGUGAGAAAAUGCGGGCCCUACCCAAUUGCAUACACAGCAUCACCUCUCUUCGAGAAUUGAAGAUAGAAAAAUGUCCAGGUGUGAAAUCCUUUCCGGGAAAAGGCUUUCCCACCAACCUAACAUCACUUGAAAUCAGAGAUUGCAACAUCACUGAGGCCUUGCUUGAGUGGGGGUUGCAAAAGCUUACCUCUCUUCAAUAUCUUGAAUUUCGAGGUGGAUGUCCGCAUCUGGUAUCAUUUCCAGAAAUGACGUUGUCUGCCUCUCUAACCACCCUCCACAUCAGAAACUUGCCAAAUUUGAAAUACUUAUCGUCAGAAGGCUUUCGAUACCUCUCAUCUCUUAAAACACUACAAAUUGGUUGGUGCGAAAAGUUGUUGUCCUUUCCAGAUGAUGGUCUGCCUCCCUCUCUAACCGGCCUCUACAUCAGAAACUUGCCGAAUUUGAAAUACUUAUCUUCAAAAGGCUUUCGAUACCUCUCAUCUCUUAAAACACUAGGGAUUGGAUGGUGCGAAAAGUUGAUGUCCUUUCCAGAUGAUGGUCUACCUCCCUCACUCUUGCAUCUUCACAUCGUUUGCUGUGAAAUGUUCACAUCCUUUCCGAAGAAUGGUCUGCCUCCCUUACUCCAGCAACUUCAUAUUAAAAACUGUCCUCUGCUGAAAGAACACUGCAAGAAAGAUCAAGGACGAGAGUGGUCCAAGAUAGCCCACAUCCCUUGCGUUCUAAUUGAUGGUAUGUUCAUCUAUGACCCAGAACGAGAAGAGCAGAAUCAGCCCAUAUAUCCUGUAUUCAGAACCUUCGCAGAGGAUUUUUUUUAUUCAGAGGCGUAAGACAACUCUUUGGUUGGGGCUCUUCUUUGAUUUCCAAUGCAUUCAUGGUCUCCAUUCCCAGAAUGGGGGGCUCUUUUGAUUGUCUUCUAAAUGUUGGCGUCGGAAAGACCCUCUUGCUUUUGUUCUUGUUGGUUUGGUGAAUGUGUGAGUAUUCUCGUUGGAGUUGACGGCAUCGUAAAUGUUUGUUAAAAUGCCCAAGUGACCAAGCAGCGAGAGAAGGCUUUUGACAAUUGAGUUUUUCAUUACUAAUUGCCGCGUUGCUGAUGAUUACAGAUUUGCGAGAAUCAUUUAAAAAAGGUGUUGAAUUGCAGAUUGUAAGAGGUGUGGACUUAAGAUGGUAAUAUAUCUCCUCGAGGGCGACCCAAAAUUCUUUCGAAGCUGCCGAUGGCCAGGAGGGAGACACAAGUGCACGAGAAUGUUGGACGUUUAGAUGACUUGAAUCUAGUAAAAUCAGCACCUCAAAACCAACCUGAAAAUCAGCAAAGGACUCCAUAUUUCCUGCUGACCAGCCCUCUUACAGCAGCAACAGCUACUCGUCAUACUAGCAGCCUGCAGCAUCUCUUCUCCUGGAUUCCUGCUCCAUGUCUUCCGGAUGCAUCUCUACACCUCAAACUCAGCACACAUCUUUUUCCUUUUUUGUAUCUUAUAAUGUUUUCUAUGUUUUCCUAGGAUGUAAACCUUGUAUUGAUAUCCCUUAAAACUCUUGUACGUGUUGCUCUAUAAAUAAAAUGCAGUUCACUGGUUUUUGGUCAAUGCAACCAAACCAGUUCUUCCACCAAUUCUUUCAGUAGGUGGGACUCAACCGGUUUCUCCUUGUGUUUCUAAAAGGUUUGGAACUCCUUCAUCCGUAUGGGUUUCCAAUUUCCAUGUGUCCUUGUUAGACUUGUACUAGGAGAACCUCGUCAGCCUCUAUAAAUAGAGAAGUCAUGGUGCACAACGGAAAAGAC
Alnus glutinosa is the source of this 6408-nucleotide messenger RNA. Its product is annotated as putative disease resistance RPP13-like protein 1. The record is from RefSeq and is a predicted model, not a curated record. The coding region runs from base 1106 to 5461 and encodes 1451 amino acids. Gene Ontology annotation, molecular function: ADP binding. The transcript has 4 exons. NCBI's taxonomy places the organism in Eukaryota, Viridiplantae, Streptophyta, Magnoliopsida, Fagales, Betulaceae. Gene Ontology annotation, biological process: defense response to other organism.